CGAUCGCGGCGGCCAGACCUCGGCUCCCGCGGUGAAUCCGCCUCUGGGCUUUCAAAGAUGGCAUUUCUUGGGCCUGGCACGAACUCCAGCGCCAAUAAAUCCUCCCCAUUCCGCGAGCGAUAAGGAAUGAUUUAUCAGGUUAUCCAACAAUAGUUAUGACCUCCCGGUUACGUGCGCUGGGUGGAAGAAUUAAUAACAUACGCACCUCUGAAUUACCCAAAGAGAAAGCUCGAUCCGAAGUCGUCUGCAGCAUACGCUUUUUAGAUGGGUUGGUACAGACCUUUAAAGUUAAUAAACAAGACACUGGCCAGUCACUUCUGGAUAUGGCGUAUGCCCACCUGGGUGUGACCGAAAAGGAGUAUUUUGGUUUGCAACAUGGUGAAGACUCAGCCGACUCCCCUAGAUGGCUUGAAUCAAGCAAACCCAUCAGGAAACAGUUGAAAGGAGGUUUCCCCUGUUCCCUGCAUUUUCGAGUAAGAUUUUUUAUACCUGAUCCCAACACACUGCAGCAAGAACAAACCAGGCACUUGUAUUUCUUACAACUGAAGAUGGAUAUCUGUGAAGGAAGGUUAACCUGCCCUCUGAAUUCAGCUGUGGUUCUGGCUUCCUAUGCAGUACAAUCUCAUUGUGGAGACUUUAAUUCUUCCGUACAUCAUCCAGGCUAUCUUGCGGAUAGCCGGUUCAUACCAGAUCAGAAUGAUGACUUCUUGACCAAGGUGGAGUCUCUCCAUGAGCAGCACAGUGGGCUAAAGCAAUCAGAAGCCGAAUCAUGCUACAUCAACAUAGCUCGGACUCUCGACUUCUAUGGAGUGGAGCUGCAUGGUGGUAGAGAUCUGCACAAUUUAGAUCUAAUGAUUGGAAUUGCUUCUGCGGGCAUUGCUGUAUACCGAAAAUACAUUUGCACAAGUUUCUAUCCUUGGGUGAAUAUCCUCAAGAUUUCUUUCAAAAGGAAAAAAUUCUUUAUACAUCAGCGACAAAAACAGCCUGAAUCCAGGGAACAUAUCGUGGCCUUCAACAUGCUAAAUUACAGAUCUUGCAAAAAUUUGUGGAAAUCUUGUGUUGAGCACCAUACCUUCUUUCAGGCAAAGAAGUUACUACCUCAAGAAAAGAAUGUUCUAUCUCAGUACUGGACCCUGGGCUCCAGGAACCCCAAAAAGUCUGUAAAUAACCAAUACUGCAAAAAAUUGAUUGGAGGGAUGGUGUGGAACCCGGCCAUGCGGAGGUCCUUGUCAGUGGAACAUCUAGAAACCAAGAGCCUGCCUUCCCGGUCCCCUCCAGUGACCCCCAACUGGCGAAGUCCUCGGCUCCGACAUGAGAUCCGAAAACCCCGCCACUCCUCUGCAGAUAACCUCGCAAAUGAGAUGACAUACAUUACAGAGACCGAGGAUGUGUUUUACACCUACAAGGGCUCCCUGUCCCCCAAAGACAGUGAUUCCGAAGUUUCACAGAACCGCAGCCCACACCGAGAGAGUUUAUCUGAGAACAACCCGGCACAAAGCUGCCUGACCCAGAAGUCAUCCAGUUCUGUGUCUCCAUCUUCAAAUGCUCCAGGCUCCUGCUCACCAGAUGGAGUCGACCAGCAGUUCUUGGAGGACUACCACAGGGUGACCAAAGGGGGCUCCACUGAGGACACCGGCCAGUACUACUGCGACAAGAAUGAUAAUGGUGACAGCUACUUAGUCUUGAUCCGGAUCACACCGGAUGAAGAUGGAAAAUUUGGAUUUAAUCUUAAGGGAGGAGUGGAUCAGAAGAUGCCUCUGGUAGUCUCAAGGAUCAAUCCAGAGUCACCUGCUGACACCUGCAUUCCUAAGCUGAAUGAAGGGGAUCAGAUCGUGUUGAUCAAUGGCCGGGACAUCUCAGAACACACCCACGACCAGGUGGUGAUGUUCAUCAAAGCCAGCCGGGAGUCCCACUCGAGGGAGCUGGCCCUGGUGAUCAGGAGGAAAGCUGUCCACUCGUUUGCUGAGAUCAAAUCUGAAGAGGAACUGAACCAGCUUUUCCCAGAGGCCAUUUUCCCCAUGUGUCCUGACGGUGGGGACACUUUAGAGGGAUCCAUGGAACUGCUAAAGAAGGGCCUCGAAAGUGGGACGGUGCUGAUCCAGUUUGAGCAGCUCUACAGAAAGAAGCCAGGUUUGGCCAUCACCUUUGCAAAGCUGCCACAAAAUUUGGACAAAAACCGGUAUAAAGAUGUGCUGCCUUAUGACACCACCCGGGUAUUACUGCAGGGACAUGAAGAUUAUAUUAAUGCAAGUUAUGUGAAUAUGGAAAUUCCUGCUGCUAACCUUGUGAACAUAUAUAUUGCCACUCAGGGACCCCUGCCACAUACCUGUGCACAAUUUUGGCAAGUCGUUUGGGAUCACAAGUUGUCACUGAUUGUCAUGUUGACAACUCUCACAGAGCGAGGGCGGACCAAAUGUCACCAGUACUGGCCCGAUCCCCCUGAUGUUAUGGACCACGGCAUCUUUCACAUCCGGUGUCAGUCAGAGGACUGCACCAUCGCCUAUGUGUCCCGAGAAAUGCUGGUCACAAACACUGAGACUGGGGAAGAACACACAGUGACACAUCUACAGUACGUGGCAUGGCCUGACCACGGCGUGCCUGAUGACUCCUCGGACUUCCUGGAGUUUGUGAACUACGUGAGAUCCCUGAGGGUGGAUGGUGAGCCGGUCCUAGUUCACUGCAGUGCUGGAAUAGGUCGAACUGGUGUAUUGGUCACUAUGGAAACAGCCAUGUGCUUAAUUGAGAGAAAUCUUCCGGUUUGUCCAUUGGAUAUUGUCCAGAAAAUGCGAGACCAGCGUGCGAUGAUGGUGCAGACAUCAAGCCAGUACAAGUUUGUGUGUGAAGCGAUUCUUCGUGUGCAUGAAGAAGGCUUAGUCCAGAUGCUGGAUCCCAGUUAGGACAACUGUGAAGCAUUCAUUCCUUGUCCCACGGACACCCUUCUGAUGAGAGGGGCACAAGCCUUCCUUUGGAGGCUGCAGGAGGAACCUGGAGCUGUGGGAAGGGAAUGAGCAUAUCUUAACCCCGGCACUUUAAAUUUCUAUAGAAAAGGUAUCGUGUACAUAGGGACUGGUGUAGAUACGCAUGCAACUAUGGCUUCCUUUAAGCCCAGAGCAAGCAGCACAAGGGAUCUUAUAUGGGACCUGUCCCACCGCCUUCCUCCCUACACGUCACCGCCCCCGCCGGCCGCCUUUGGGCACCUGGGAAGGGAUGCCUCCAGUGCUGCACACCUCCCAGCAGCCAGGUGGUGUGGCUGUGUAAGCUGCUCAGGUACUGUGUUGUGUGCCGGAUGCUGAUAGCUGAGCUUUCUGUGCUCUCAAGAGAGGAAGCAGAACAGCUCAGUCACCCACCGCCGCUGCACAACAUAGAACACCAGGAACAGGGCUGAAGGACGACAAGCAGUGCCUCCGCGGCCCACCCACUCCUCCCGCAUCUCUUCCCUGCCCCUGCCCUGAUGUGUCCAGAGCAGCCUCCUCUCCCUGGCACUGGCCCUUCAUCCACACCCUGCCGACCCUGAGAACGAUGCUGGCCCAGGAGACCUCCAGCCAGGA
Messenger RNA from Fukomys damarensis (Damara mole-rat), 3548 nucleotides. It is a transcript of the gene Ptpn3, whose product is annotated as protein tyrosine phosphatase non-receptor type 3. The transcript is spliced from 26 exons. Gene Ontology annotation, biological process: protein dephosphorylation. The coding region runs from base 156 to 2897 and encodes 913 amino acids. The record is from RefSeq and is a predicted model, not a curated record. Gene Ontology annotation, molecular function: cytoskeletal protein binding; protein tyrosine phosphatase activity. Gene Ontology annotation, cellular component: cytoskeleton; cytoplasm; cytoplasmic side of plasma membrane. Lineage: Eukaryota; Metazoa; Chordata; Mammalia; Rodentia; Bathyergidae.